Molecule: messenger RNA, 594 nt
Organism: Zychaea mexicana
Lineage: Eukaryota; Fungi; Mucoromycota; Mucoromycetes; Mucorales; Lichtheimiaceae
Product: 40S ribosomal protein
Exons: 3
Coding region: 34-495 (153 amino acids)
Biological process (GO): translation
Cellular component (GO): cytosolic small ribosomal subunit; ribosome
Molecular function (GO): structural constituent of ribosome
Source: RefSeq, a predicted model, not a curated record
AGUUUGUUCUUCCUCUUUCCUUGCUCAUUCACCAUGGAUAUUCAAACCGAAAAGGCCUACCAGAAGCAACACGGUAUCUUCCAGAACUCCAAGAACGCCUCCAAGCGCAACAAGCGUUGGGUCAAGGACGUUGGCCACGGUUUCAAGACCCCCAAUGAGGCCAAGUACGGCAACUACGUUGACAAGAAGUGCCCCUGGGCUGGUGAGGUCAACAUUCAGGGCCGUAUCUUGACUGGUGUUGUCAUCUCUAACAAGAUGAAGCGCACCAUUGUCCUUCGUCGUGACUACCUUCACUACGUCCCCAAGUACAACCGUUACGAGAAGCGCCACACCAACAUCUCCGCUCACUUGUCGCCCGCUUUCGACAACUUGGCUGUUGGAAACGGUGACAUCGUUACUGUUGGUCAGUGCCGUCCCCUUUCCAAGACCAUCCGUUUCAACGUCUUGAAGGUCCAGAAGGCCAAGAGCGCUUCCAAGCAGUUCACCAAGUUCUAAGUUAUCUCUACUAGCACUUGAUCUUUUAGUUGUUGUUGCUUCCAAUUAAUAAAAAACCAUUGAGGGGUUGUUCAACAAUGAACUUGGAUUUAAAAAAGU